Molecule: messenger RNA, 1890 nt
Organism: Hyla sarda
Lineage: Eukaryota; Metazoa; Chordata; Amphibia; Anura; Hylidae
Gene: RBFA
Product: ribosome binding factor A
Exons: 7
Coding region: 33-1070 (345 amino acids)
Biological process (GO): rRNA processing
Source: RefSeq, a predicted model, not a curated record
UAUCUGCAGGAGGGCUGCGGUGCCGGAGAGCCAUGAGGUUGUCAGGCCCGGUUGUGUCCGGUCUCUUCUGUAUCUCUGCCCGCCCGAAUGUUGCCAGGUCACUGUGCCCCCGUGUACUCGGCUGUACAGACCACCGGGUCGCACCGCAGCACAGGAGAAGUGUUCACCUCUCCCCAGUAUUCUCCGCCAAGAACCUACUCCAUAAAUUCUCCACCAAAACCAAAAAGAAACCCUGGUAUGACAGUCCAUCUUUUUUUAGGCCUGAUGAUAAACCACAUGGGUUAAUGAGUUUGAUGAAGGCAGAACAGAAGCAAAAAUGGGGAAAUAAUGUUCGUGUUAAGAUUCUGAACUCAAUUCUGUACAAAGCUCUGACUGGCCUGCUGAGCACAUCAGAAGUAAGCGAUGAGGUUUAUGAUCUUCAGGUUGUACUAUCGAAGGUGUCUGUAACAGCAGAUUUUUCAGUCUGCCGUGUAUAUUGGUUAACCAGCAGCAAUAAAGAAACUGAUGCUAAGAUUGAAACAAUUCUUCAGAAAUAUGCUCAUCGUUUUCGGCAUCUCCUCAUAACUCAUCAAGUUCUCGGAAAUGUUCCAACAAUCGUGUUUUUAAAAGACCAAGAAGAUGCUAAAAGACAAGAGAUUGAAGACCUAUUGGCAACUCUAGAUUUUGGAGACCAUAAUGACUCUACAAUCAAAAGUGAUGACACUCCCAGGAACUUGGAUUCGACAUCCCUUCAACCUCAAUUGUCGACUCCUAGUAUGUUUGGAAUUGACCAUACAGAAUUGAACAAGAAAAUUGCAGAGUACAAGAAAGGAAUGAAGGUUAAGCAAACAGAAAAUGAAGCCAUUGAAUUUUCACAGCAGCAACAAGAACAGCUGGCAGAGAUUAAGAAGCAAAAACUACUCAAGAAAAAAUUGAAGAAGGAAAAGUGGGUUGAACGCAAUCCCGUGGACCCAAAAAACUAUUUAUUGGCUUUAGACAAUGACUUAUAUACUGACAAUCAAGAGGAGUAUGAGACAGAACUUGAAGAAAACAUAGAGGGGAAAGAAGAUGAUGGAAGCAAGUUAAAUUGAGCAUCUGAGAUGGCUUAUUUUUUUCUAUGCGAACGUUGAUAAUAAUACCUAAUAGUACAUUUUUAUACAAUUUAAGGUCAGUGUCCGGGUGCUCAUGCGUUCUGAACAGUCGGAGCUGGAGGCUGUGAUCAUGACAUUCCGCCAUGCCCUCCUCCCGUAGACAUGGAGGGGGCAUGGCCGUGACAUCAACACUGCCACAGGAAUCUGCCAUUUCUUUACAACGCAGGGUGCUGCGGUAGAUCAUGGGGGGCCCCAGCAUUGGGACCCCCAUGAUCAGACAUCUAAUCCCCUAUCCUUUGGAUAGGGGAUAAGAUGUCUAGCAGUGGAGUACCCCUUUUAAGCACAGAUUUCUGAGAACUGGGUUAAUUCACUUCUGCACUGAAAGAGCUAAAAUGGGGCUUCCGGGUAAAAUUGUUUAUGGUCUAACCAAAGAAUAGGCUACCAAUAGUUAAUCGGCUUUGUACCUUGUAGCGAUGACACUGGGUUACUGCAGUGCAGUGCACAAUCUCAGGAGAAGGCUAUGUUCCUGUAACAAGUGUCAUUACUGUGAUAAGUCUGUAGGCUAUUAAAAUGAAGAAGAAAAAAGUAUAAUUUUGGAGCUAUAGGAUAUAUUUUGGUUACACGUAUAACUAUUUCACUUGUUGGAGCCUUGUAUGAUGGCUUUCAUAUACUGUUGUUUUGACAUGUUGUAUAAAUCACACCCCGAGCAUCUGAAAGUUCUCAUUUCUAACUUUACUCCCUUCUAUUUUCUUGAUGAAAAUUUCACGUCAUCUUCUUUAUACACUUUUUGUAUUUGCUGCAUUUCGAUAAUAAAUUCAUG